Messenger RNA from Microthlaspi erraticum, 675 nucleotides. The record is from the annotation of a GenBank genome assembly. Lineage: Eukaryota; Viridiplantae; Streptophyta; Magnoliopsida; Brassicales; Brassicaceae.
AUGACUAGCACCGAAAGCACCGAUGUGACGGCGGCGAAGCGACAUUCGGAGACAGAAGAGGAAACUCACAAUAAAAAACCCAAAAUGGAAGAUGAAGAUGGCGUAAACCUGGAAGAAGGCGGCGAUUGCGAAGAGGAAUUCGACGACGCCGGAGCCAAGGCCAAACCGAAAGGAUACUUAAAGUAUCCACCCGCACGAGAAGUGGAACCGGAGUGGGAUAAAGACAGCUUUGAUGAUCUUGAUGAAUUUGUACCGAAUCCGGAGUCCCGUGGCUACUUCCAGAACGACGAGGAUUACCAAGAAUUCUGCGAAAGUAGGAAACAGGCUUUGAAGGACAGGGGAUUUUUACCAGAUGAAGCCAACAACAUCUACCCAAUUGUGGAUCUGGAAGAACCUUGGACUACACAGACUACUACUAGGGAGUACUUGGCGGAUCUUGCACGUUUGUGUGUUAAGAAACUCAACGAGGAGGAGGGGUCGACGGUGGAAUUCCUAAGUGUUGUGAGAGGCAACAUAUGCGCAGGAGGUAGGUGGAAGCUGUACAUCACGUUCAUGGCACGGGAGCAUCCUGGUGGGGAUCCCGUAGAGUAUCAAGCCAAGGCCAUGGAUUUUGCUGGAGGGUAUAAUAGGCCUCCCUUUCCCAUUCUCUGCAGACCAGCCCCUCUUAACCGCUAG